Molecule: messenger RNA, 919 nt
Organism: Lethenteron reissneri (Far Eastern brook lamprey)
Lineage: Eukaryota; Metazoa; Chordata; Hyperoartia; Petromyzontiformes; Petromyzontidae
Product: zinc finger protein 3-like
Biological process (GO): regulation of transcription by RNA polymerase II
Molecular function (GO): DNA-binding transcription factor activity, RNA polymerase II-specific; RNA polymerase II cis-regulatory region sequence-specific DNA binding
Source: RefSeq, a predicted model, not a curated record
CACGAGACACCAGGAAGCUGCCAGUCCACACGCGCGCUCACUGAGAUCCGAGGUUUGGGAGAAAAACGGAAAACCCAGUGGAACACCAAUGCCGACGGUGACGGCUGACGCCAGGAUAGCGGCCACGGGCUCGAAGCGAUGGCAACCCGGCUCUUGUCCCAAGAAAGGAAUCCGCUCCCCGCUGCCCUCCACGGUGGCGCAUCGCCGGCGGGGCUGCACGUUGAGCCCCAACUUUUCCAGGCGCUGAUGCUCGCUCUGCAGAGUUGGUCUGAUGGAGCAAAGGCACUCAGCGCAGCUCGGUACAAGAAGGAAACAAUGCGACCAGAAUGCAAACAGCAUGGAUCGUACUGGAAACUUGACACAGCACCAGAGAACACACACAGGAGAGAAACCCUUCAAGUGCACUGUGUGUGGGAAGGCGUUUGCACAGUCAUCAACUCUUCAGACCCACCAGAGAACACACACAGGAGAGAAACCUUUUAAGUGCAGUGUGUGUAAAAAGGUGUUUGCACGGUCAUCCAUUCUUAAAUCACACCAGAGAACACACACAAGAGAGAAAUCUUUUAAGUGCACUCUGUGUGGGAAGGCGUUUGCAUUGUCAUCAAAUCUUAAGAUCCACCAGAGAACACACACAGGAGAGAAACCUUUUAAGUGCACUGUGUGUGAGAAGGCGUUUGCACAGUCAUCAAAUCUUAAGACCCACCAGAGAACACACACAGGAGAUAAGCCCUUCAAGUGCAGUGUGUGUGGGAAGGCAUUUUUUUAUUCAUCUACUCUUAAACAACACCAGAGAUCACACACAGGAAAGAAACCUUUCAAGUGCACUGUGUGUUAGAAGGCGUUUGCACAGUCACCACAUCUUCAAAGACACCAGAGAACACACACAGGAGAGAAACAUUUCAAGUGCAUUGUGUGUGAG